AUGCUUCCCCAAACCAAACUUUCCAAUUCUCAUCUCCCCACUUCAAUUUUCCCCACAACCCAUUUCCCCAAGCCUUCAUUUCCACCCUUUAAAUCAAUCACCUUGCAAUCCUUAAAGCCAUUAAGAACAAACCUAUGUCACGGAUUUUCAAUCCAACCUUUGAAAUGCUCAGUUUCUGUAGUUUCUAAGCCUACGAACUUGGAAUUCACCAACAAUCCCAAGCCUUUUCCUGCUGAGGUUUCGAGGACAAUUAUGAAAUUAUCUUAUGUGGGCACUUUUUCUUCUUUGAUUCAAGAGGGUUGGCCUCUGGGAUUUGGCGUUCGCUUUGCAGUUGACCUAAAUGGGACUCCAAUUUCGUGCUUGAAUGAGUCCAAUAGGAAACUUUUAGUGGAUAAGAAGUGUAGACUUCAUGUUCAGUUAGAGCAAUCUGGAUUGCGGAGUAAAGACUCCGCACUGCACGGAGUUCUCUUCUCUUUAUCAGAAAAAUGCAAAGUCUUUAACAAUAGUACUGAUGAAGGUUUAUAA
This is a messenger RNA of Fraxinus pennsylvanica, 525 nucleotides long. The record is from the annotation of a GenBank genome assembly. NCBI's taxonomy places the organism in Eukaryota, Viridiplantae, Streptophyta, Magnoliopsida, Lamiales, Oleaceae.